CAGAACGCAGAAAAUAAUAAUCAUAAAAAUAAGUGUAAUUUUAAUACAAAGAUUAUUCAGUGUGAUCAAACGUCUCCAAAUAUGGAUCAAAAAAAUAUAACAAAACCAAAAAAAUCAAACGAGGAUAUUCUCGCUGGUUUUCAAUCAAUGAGAAAUGAUCAACGAACAAUGGCAAGUAAAUUAACUGAAAUGGAAACUGAGCUAAAUGAACACAAAGUUGUCAUUGACACAUUGAAAAAUGUUGAUCCAAAGAGGAAGUGUUACAGAAUGGUUGGUGGUAUAUUAUGUGAGCAAGUUGUUGAUGAAGUUUUACCAAGUCUUCUUCUCAAUAGAGACCAGUUGAUAAAAGUCAUUGCAACAUUACAAGAUCAACUUGAAAAAAAAGGAGUUGAAAUUAAUGAUUAUAAGGAAAAAAAUAACAUCAGAAUAAGAGGAAUUGAUGAACUUCAACAAACUGAAGAAGAACCAGCUUCAAAAGAGCCAAAAAGAAAUGCUCUUGUUGUUAAUCCUGUUGAAAAUUAAUUGUAUAAACAAUAUUUUUCUAUAUACGUGAUAAUAUUUCAUCAAAUUAUAACGAAUACAUAAAAAAUUUUUCAUAAUACUCAUUGAUUUUCUAUUUAUAUCACUAUUAUUUACAGUUUAUCAACUAAUAUUGAUUAAAUAUAACGCGUUGGUCUUGAAAAAUAACAACAAAAGUAUUUUAUUUAUUUUGAAAAAAAAAAAUUUCCAGUAAAAAACAAAAUUUUACAAUUUUUAUUUAAUUAUUUAUGAGCUUGAAAUAUUUCUGUAACGAUUCAUCCAUUUUUUUUUCUUGAUAAAUAAAUAUUUUGAAUUUACGUUCAAUUUAAUAUUAAUAAUAAUAAUAUGCUGUUAUAAAUAUAAUAUAAAUUAUUUAUAAAUAAAUUAAAAACAUGUGUGAAGAAA
Messenger RNA from Aphidius gifuensis, 924 nucleotides. RefSeq names its product prefoldin subunit 2 (gene Pfdn2). The record is from RefSeq and is a predicted model, not a curated record. The coding region runs from base 82 to 522 and encodes 146 amino acids. The transcript has 3 exons. Gene Ontology annotation, cellular component: cytoplasm; prefoldin complex. Lineage: Eukaryota; Metazoa; Arthropoda; Insecta; Hymenoptera; Braconidae. Gene Ontology annotation, molecular function: protein folding chaperone. Gene Ontology annotation, biological process: protein folding.